CUCACAAAAUCUCUGCUCAUGACUCGUUGACUCCCCCGUUUCUCUCUUCCUUUUCAAAAAUCAUUCCGCCUGCUCACUUCAGAGAGGCGAAGCCGACUAAAAUCCCCCAAAACGCUGGCAAGCUCUCCAUCAAAACCCUAACUCUCUAACUCCUACUCUCUCAACAAAAAAUAAAAUAAAAAAUAAAAAAAUGCCGCGCGAGAUCAUAACGAUCCAAGUGGGGCAAUGCGGGAAUCAGAUCGGCAUGGAGUUCUGGAAGCAGCUCUGCCUCGAGCACGGCAUCGGCAAAGAUGGACUUCUCGAGGAUUUCGCUACUCAGGGAGGAGAUAGGAAGGAUGUUUUCUUCUAUCAGGCAGAUGAUCAGCACUACAUACCACGAGCUCUCUUGAUGGACCUUGAACCUAGAGUUAUCAACGGAAUUCAAAACAGUGACUACAGGAACCUCUACAACCAUGAGAACAUAUUCGUCUCAGAACAUGGAGGGGGUGCAGGAAAUAAUUGGGCUAGUGGAUAUCACCAGGGAGAGCAAGUCGUGGACGAUAUCAUGGACAUGGUUGAUAGAGAGGCAGAUGGAAGUGAUAGCCUUGAGGGUUUUGUCUUAUGUCAUUCAAUUGCUGGAGGAACAGGAUCAGGAAUGGGAUCUUAUAUACUGGAGACUCUUAAUGACCGUUACAGCAAAAAGCUAGUUCAGACAUAUAGUGUUUUUCCUAAUCAAAUGGAAACUAGUGAUGUGGUUGUCCAGCCUUACAAUUCACUUUUGACUCUAAAGCGCCUGACUCUGAAUGCUGAUUGUGUUGUUGUUCUUGAUAAUACGGCUUUGAAUAGGAUUGCCGUAGAACGUCUCCAUCUUUCAAAUCCUACAUUUGCACAAACAAAUUCAUUGGUCUCCACAGUUAUGUCUGCAAGUACGACCACUCUUCGAUAUCCCGGUUAUAUGAACAAUGAUUUGGUUGGACUUCUUGCUUCGCUAAUUCCUACUCCAAGAUGCCACUUUCUGAUGACGGGAUAUACACCACUAACUGUGGAACGCCAGGCCAAUGUGAUUCGGAAGACUACUGUGUUGGAUGUAAUGAGAAGACUACUGCAGACGAAAAACAUUAUGGUCUCUUCAUAUGCUCGCACAAAAGAAGCUAGUCAAGCAAAAUACAUAUCAAUAUUGAAUAUUAUUCAAGGAGAAGUGGAUCCUACACAGGUACAUGAAAGUCUGCAGAGGAUACGUGAAAGAAAGCUUGUUAAUUUUAUUGAGUGGGGACCUGCAAGCAUUCAGGUUGCAUUGUCUAGAAAAUCUCCAUAUGUUCAAACUACACACAGAGUAAGUAUACCUCCACUUCAGUUUGUAUAAUUUUUAGACAAUUGA
Messenger RNA from Asparagus officinalis (garden asparagus), 1357 nucleotides. Its product is annotated as tubulin gamma-2 chain-like. Bases 191 to 1342 code for a protein of 383 amino acids. Gene Ontology annotation, molecular function: structural constituent of cytoskeleton; GTP binding. The record is from RefSeq and is a predicted model, not a curated record. Gene Ontology annotation, cellular component: spindle; microtubule; nucleus. Gene Ontology annotation, biological process: meiotic spindle organization; mitotic spindle organization; cytoplasmic microtubule organization. The transcript is spliced from 8 exons. Lineage: Eukaryota; Viridiplantae; Streptophyta; Magnoliopsida; Asparagales; Asparagaceae.